ACAGCCGCGAGGUGACCGAUCCACUCGGGUGCCACGGGACGUGGUGUGAGGACUAAAUUAAUGGUUCACAGACCACCAGCAAACACAGCCGAGGUGACUGAUCCACUCCGGUGUGACAGGACGUGGUCUGAGGACAAUUAACUUUAAUUCCAGCUGCUAAUCUGGCCCAUGAGGCUGAAAACCGGAGGCUAAGUGGCCCGGAGGCCGCGGCCUUAACCUGGAAGGAAACGGCGGCGGCGGGGAAUAAACUUCCUGGGUUGUCAGGCGGCCGGGGAAGAAGAGACGCGUGAAGGGAGAGAUGGAGCAGCGGCGCAAAUAGCGGGUUCCAGCUGAUGCUCCAGCUUCUAUGUAAUGAUGCCGUCACGUACCAAUCUGACUGCUGGCAUUCCCAGUAGCAAAGUCAAAUAUUCCAAGCUCUCCAGCACUGACGAUGGAUAUAUUGACCUGCAGUUCAAGAAGAGCCCACCAAAAAUCCCCUACAAGGCCAUCGCACUGGCGAUCGUGCUCUUCAUGAUCGGGACCUUCCUCAUCAUCAUCGGCGCCCUCCUCUUGGCCGGAUACAUUAGCAAAGGUGGAACCGACCGCGCCAUCCCCGUCCUCAUCAUCGGGAUCCUGGUGUUUCUCCCGGGCUUCUACCACCUGCGCAUCGCCUACUACGCAUCCAAAGGCUACCGGGGCUAUUCCUACGAUGACAUCCCGGAUUUUGACGAUUGAACAAUGUAUUAAAUUGCAUUUCUAAUUAGGUUGGCGAUCUCGCUGUGCGCUAGAAACUGUUCUGAGCAACCACACUAAGGCUUUAGCUGCGUGUGCUGCUGCCCGACGCAGCCGCUGCCAUCAGCGCUGGGCUGUGCUGAGCUUUGGAUCCGCAGAGCCGGGGACGGGGCUUAACCUCGCCAGGUCAGGAUUCGCUUGUUGAACCUCACACUCAGCCCUCCUUAAACAUACCAAGACCCCGGGCUUGUAAUCGCUUUGUUUCAGGGUCCAAACACCCGUUUCCUUUUGUUGUGCGGUGUGACCGUGUCUGUUUGAACGUGGCCUGCGCUGAUACUCCAGAAUUAUCACGUGCGCCUUGUGGACUGGGCGUUUUUGGCAGGAAGAGGGGCGGGUUAUCACCGCCUGCGCAGAGCAGGUCUGUGGAGAUGCUGAGAUGAGAACAGCGCUCGAUAAAAGCCUCGCUCUGAAAGUCCUCUGAAAAUCGCCCAUUUUCCUCCUCCGACGUUCUCCGUUAAACCCAAACCCUGAGCUAAGGUCUUUUUUUAACCUACAUCUCACCCUCAUUUGGCUUAAUUGGCUGCGCUCUGAGGAACGGCUGAUUGAAUUUGGGAUCUCCCUCUGCACGUUCUCUGCUGCGUCACAUCAGCCUCACGUUCCCGGCACCGACUCUUCCCACAUGUUGUCACAUCCUUGGCAGCAGCUGAAAUGCGGCAAUUAAAGCCGGGUCUGGGCCGGGAGAGCGGCUGCUGACGCAAAUGGUGAAUCAGCCGCUAUUAGGGGAUAAGAAUGUGGGGUUUGUUUGGGUUUUGGGAAAGGGGAGAGGAAGCGGAAGGGAAGCUUAGAUGGCAAAAGAAAAGCGGGAGGGAGAAGAUGCUUUCCAGUGGGGCCGAGAAGAUGCGGAAAGCUGGGUUGACUCAAGGAUAAGGAAAUGCAGGGGGUAGGAGAACACGCUGACAUUUCUGGAGGAAAGGCAAUUAAUAAGUGUGGUUUUUAUUUGACAGAAGCAAAGUUCUCAGGCAGCACAGUGUAUAAAUAUGAACAGUCUCUGCCCUGAUGCUCAGGGCUGUCUGCAUGAGGGAUGGCCAAAGGGAAAUCUUCCUCUCUACAGGGAUUGUUUUAUGUCUAAUUUGGGGAAAAAGAGGCACUUUGGGGAAAGAAAAAAGCUCUGGGGACCCCUGGAAAAAUGUAGAUCCAGGCGACUUCAUUUGUUGAGCUGAGAUCUUGCAUUCUAAGCAUGGUUUUCCUCCGGAGUUGGUCUCUAGAUGUUCCGAUGUCAAUUAAUUGCCAGGGUUCAAUUUUCUCUCGCCAAGUAGUUUACAUUUAUUUCAAGAGAUUGGAAAAUUCGACUGCAAACACUUGGUUUCUCCGAGCCCGAUCAGUGGUGCUCUGGUGUAGGUUUGAGUGGAAUCGGUGCCGUCGGCAUUUUUAUUUGUUAAAAUAUUAGAUCCUUGGUUCCCCUCCUGUAAAAUCACGACUGUUGUGGGUUUGGGGCGAACUGAGUCACUACAGUGAUGUGGGGAAGAGGAAAACGCCUGGGAAGAGGUUUCUGGUUCUAGAGCAGGACUUGAAUGAUAAAUAAGGCACCGGCCAAACGCCGAUGAAUGAGGAUAAUACUGAAUAGCUGGUUGCUUUAUCGAGCAUCACCCACUCUGGGCAGCUGUCUACCAGAAAUAAAUAGUUGGCAUUUAUAUAGCUCCAUGGGGUAUUAUGAUGCACAGAAGCUCUGGAGAAAGAACACGCACCCAGAUUUUCGGCUUUUCUCUAGGAGUGCUUGAAUUUGGGUAUUCUCAGUGAUGUUCUUCUGUGGUAGAUUUAUAUGAUUAUGUAUUUAAUACCAUAAAGUUCCUGGGAAGACAUUGGGAAAUGUGAUUCUAGAGUCUUUUGGUCAGCAGUCCCACGAAAAUUCCCCCCCCAUGUAUUACUUAUAAAAGCAAAGACCCAUUUGAAGUAAAUGUCUUGAUUUUA
This is a messenger RNA of Columba livia (rock pigeon), 2679 nucleotides long. It is a transcript of the gene TMEM230, whose product is annotated as transmembrane protein 230. The record is from RefSeq and is a predicted model, not a curated record. NCBI's taxonomy places the organism in Eukaryota, Metazoa, Chordata, Aves, Columbiformes, Columbidae. Gene Ontology annotation, cellular component: synaptic vesicle; endomembrane system. Gene Ontology annotation, biological process: synaptic vesicle transport. The transcript is spliced from 5 exons. The coding region runs from base 352 to 714 and encodes 120 amino acids.